AUGCCUAAUCUUAAUCCUUCUGCUCUGAUAGGAAGGCCAGGGAUAUGUGACCUAGCUUUGUCCGUGCAUGGUUUUGUACCUACUCAGACAGCUAGCGAGGUGGCUGUCUGUAGCAUUGAUCCGGUGGAGACUAUUGAGGUGGCUGGUAAAGGAAAACGGCUAUUGGCCCAUUGUCCUAGGUUGGAGGAGUCUAGACCGGAACUUCAUGUAGAACCCCAACGUCGUCGGCCUGAUCGCGAGAGAAAAGCUAUUUAUAGGUUGUUGUGCCUUAUGGAAAAGGAGGAAAAGGUGGUGCGAUUACAACCUGGACAAGCAUGGACUAUUAAUGAGGUUGUCUUAGUGGCGAAGAAAGGUGCAGAGUCGUGGAAAUGCUUGCCUGGUAUUUUGGAUAGAGAAGAUGAUGAGCAAUUGUUGGCUCAUUUCAGGGUUACUUUAGACCUGCGCUUUACGAAUAAGAUCGGUGCGACUACGCCUACUUUGGAGACCGAAAAUGAAAGUAAGCUCUCUCAGUAUGGCGUUCAUGAUCUGAUUGGAUCUCUUCCUAGUCAUCAUGGUGCCUUCUUUGGUCGUAUUGAUUUGCGGGAUGCAUUUCAUGGGGUAUAUAUUUCCAAGAAGAUGCAACAACAUAUGGCUACCCGAGUGCUCAAUGACCAAGGUGUUGAGGUGAUUUUUGCUUGGAAUAGAUUGCCUAUGGGCUAUAAGCAAUCUUCAGGAUUGUUUGGCCGCUCGGUGGAAUUGAUGCUUAUUGAAGCUCGUGAGGCUUUGAGGAAGCUAAAUAUUGACUGUAGUCUUCGUAGCCUUCAAGAUGAUUGUAUAGUAGCCGGACCUACGGCAUCGGCCGUUAAUGAAGCUUUGGAUGUUCUCAUACGAGUAGUACGAAGCUAUGGUUUUGAAUGUCGGAAUUCCAAGGUUCAGCGGGCUACUGAUCAUUUGGUUUUCUGUGGCCAUCAGAUUUCUGGGCGUGAGAGUGGGCUGCCUCUGCUUACUCCCUGUCCACAGCGACGAGAUUUAUCUUCAGCUGGUUUCGAAGCUGAAUGGGAGAUCUUCAUCAAGAAGUGUAAGUCCUCAUCUGCUAAGCUCAAGUUCUUGAGAAAGUGGGCUGGUGUAUUCCAGUGGUUCAGUCAUUGGUUGGGUGGCUUGGAACAAGAUGCUCUCCGCUGUCUCAAUAAGGCUGUGAAGUGUCUGCAGAAUAAUGAUGCUGUGGACGAUGAGCAGUGGGAAAAGGUGUCUGUUGCUUGGCAUACGUUGGCUCAGAGUUUUAUGAGUGGCUUAGCAUCUUUGUAUUUGGGUCAUUGUAUUGCUACGUUGAUUGUUACUGACUCUAAUGUAGAAUCAUGGUAUGGCGCUAUUUUGGGAGUGGUGACUUUGGACUCUGAUAAUGCUUGUCCAGCUCUGUUUCCGGAACUUGAGGAACGACUUUAUGAUAUAAGUCCUUGUGAUGAUCUUUUUCCUAUGCCUCCUACUGGGAAAAUCUUUAGAGUUCUUCCAGUUCGGCUUUGUGGUGGAGUAUGGAAGAAGAGGGAGCAACUGAGAAGUUCGACGUGGAGAGAACGAGGAGCUCAGCUGCAGUGUGUAUCUGAGAACCUUGAUGCUCUGCGUGGAGACCAUGUUAUUAGUUUGAAUGAUAAUGCUAAUCUUUGUAAGACUUGGCGAGAUGUUCAGGGUGACUUUGGCUAUGCUUCUGAACCGUAUGCUGGCGUGUGGAUUAAGCGUUGGGAGCUUUUCGAAGCUUAUGUUGAUAAAUGUGUAUGGUUGCCUCGUGAGGUGGAUGCUCUUUGUUGGACAGAUAUGUCUGCCCGAAAGUUGGCUGCUGGUGAUUCUGCUGAUGGUAUGAUCGGUGAGGUGGAGAUUGCGCCUGUUGAUGUCAACAAUUCCUCCGGACAACUAAAUGUGGAUGAUAUGACGAAAGAAGAAGUGAAUGAUAUCUAUGGCUGCUCAGUUGUUUCUGACGACAAAAUGCAUUCUAUUUUGGUGACCUUCUCAGGCCAACCCAGUUAUGAAGAUGCCCUGUCGUGGUUGUCAUCGAAGCAAAAGGAAGACGAGCAGUUGGCCAAAAUCCGUGUUUCCUGUGAGAAGGAACACAAAGAAAGUCGAGAGUUCUUGGUGGAGAAGGACUGCUUAUUUCAUCUAGGUCGAUGGCGAGCCGAUGAACCUGUUAUCAAACAAGCUGUGUUGCCUGAUUGUGGUGGUCUUCGUUCUACUAUUCUGGGGGAGUUUCAUGAAUAUGGAAUUCAUGGCUCUGCACAGUUGCUGUCCGGUAUGGUACAACAAGCUUAUUGGUGGCCGACAUUGCGCAAAGACUGCAAGGUCUUUGUAAGAAAAUGUGAAGUGUGUCAGCGCUCCACCAAAUGUGCGUCAGAUAUCUGUAUCUCAAGGUCUGGGCAGCGUUUGCAAGUUCCACUUCCAUGGUAUUCGGUUGGAUCGGACGUCUUUAUGCUUGGUAGGGAACUCGAAGCCGAGUUUAAUCUGCAUUGGACGGCAAUGCUAACUAUAACAUGUGCUUUUACUGGAUUCACCGUGCUGGUUCCUCUUCCUCAGCCUGUGGAUUCUGCUUGCAUUAUCAACGCUUAUCUCUAUGCUUUCAGUCUCUAUGGCUAUCCGCGGCAUUUAAGAUGUGAUGGAGGAGCAAAUCUGGUAUCACAGGACGUGAAUUCUUGGCUCUUAGCUCAUGGAGUGAGUAGUACGGUGGCCGUUGGUUAUUCACCAUGGACUGGUGGGUAUUACGAGCGAAGACAUAGGGAUCUGGCUGCGACUCUGAGAAAGUUUCUGCUUGAUUUAAAGUAUGGAACUGGUGCUAUGUAUGUGAAUUCCCCGUAUGCUUUAGCUGCUAUGUUGCAGGGUCAGCUCAACAGUUAUGGCAUAGAUUGGCGUGGUGCUCGUGAUACGACUUCCCAGAUGCUUAUGACCGGUACUAUCCCUAGACCGCCUGCUUCUCUUGAUGACAUUGCUCCAAGAGAUAAUUGGUCUUCACAAGGCAUCUUUGGCGAGAUCAAUCUGAAGGAAGCCUCUGGUGAAGAUGUAGCUCUUCGAGAAGCUAAGUUGGUUGAAGUGUUGCGUAAACGUGCUACUGAUAUUCGUAAAAGGAGAGAUGAAUGCCUUCGUGAUUUUAAUACGGUGUGGUUGGAGCGUCGUGAGGAGGCUAGGAAUCGCUUUGAUCAGACCCUUGCUAGAAAGCAAACUAAAGAGUUGCUCAAGAUUGGUGAUAAGGUUCUGUUAGCUGAACGGUUUCCUAGCAAGUUUGCCCCUCGUUGGUCUAAGCCACGUGAGGUUGUUGCUCUGCGAGGCCUAAGGUGUAUUGUGAAGAAUGAUGAUGGAACUCUUAGGGAGCUGCAUCUGCGUUACGUGAAGAAGUUUCAUAGUGGCGAAGAAGUCCAACCCGUUACGACUUCUAAAAGAGAUCGUCCUGAUGAUAUUGAAGAUCAUGAAGAUGGUGAUCAAGGUGAGGUUCAGCAAGAUGAUAAGAGUCCUGCAACCUCUAGCGCGGUGCGUACAAGACCAGUUCGUAAGUGUUCAAGAAUGACCAGUUAUGCGCAUCAACUGUAA
Molecule: messenger RNA, 3543 nt
Organism: Perkinsus marinus ATCC 50983
Lineage: Eukaryota; Perkinsozoa; Perkinsida; Perkinsidae
Product: gag/pol/env polyprotein, putative
Exons: 1
Coding region: 1-3543 (1180 amino acids)
Biological process (GO): DNA integration
Molecular function (GO): nucleic acid binding
Source: RefSeq, a predicted model, not a curated record